AUGAUUAUAGUGCUAUGCUCCAAUAUGUAAAUAAUAUAUUUAUAAAAGAGUGCAAUUAUUAUGGUUGUCGAUCAUGUCUUAGGAUGGAAGUUGUAUAAAUUGUCUUGACAGCUAUGUUGCUUUUAAUUCUACAAAUUGUGGUUUUAGUAAUCUUAAUUCUGACAUACAACAUGUACUUUAUGCAAUCCAGGAUUCUUUUAUAACUAAAAGGCUAAAAAAUGUAAAAGUAAUAUUUACAUAAAAUAUUGUCUAGGAAUUGUAUAAUACUUUUAAAUAAAAAAUUGUAUAUUAUUGGAUUCGUAAGGAAUUAAUUGUAUAGCUUGUUUGCCAUCCUAUGCAUUACAAUCAAAUGGCACAUGCUAAUUUUUAAAAGGAUACUGUCGUUCAAUUUGUUAUACCUGCUUGGACACAAAUCAAAAUUAUUGUACUUCUUGCAUUGCUGGAGAAGAUAAAAUUGCAUUAGAUGGUAUCUGCGUAUGUAAACCAAAAUAUGGCUUGUUAUAAUAAAUAUGCGAACCUUGCUCCACUGGUUUUCGUUUUGAUUGUUAACCAGAUGAUUUUUAUUCCUGUAUUUCAUGUAAACCAGGAUCAAAUAGAAUAGUAGUUAAUAAGGAAUAUAUUUGUUAACAAAAGCUUUACAUUGAAUGAUAAAUCGAUUUCCUUUCAUAGAAUGUGUCUUUAAUGA
Messenger RNA from Paramecium octaurelia, 685 nucleotides. Lineage: Eukaryota; Ciliophora; Oligohymenophorea; Peniculida; Parameciidae. The record is from the annotation of a GenBank genome assembly.